AUGGAAACGUUUUCGACCGACUCCCAAACCCGAUUGGCGCAACGCGUUCAAUUACCCAAUGCCCAUUUGCCAAAGCGUGCACACGGAAACGAAGUAACGAUGAAAAAUCGUGACCCGAAACGCUGUUAUUGCGAACCCUUGGGACCUUUUGACUUCCUAGUGCCAGCAGAUAUGGACUUUGGAAGACACGCCGUGUUGGAAUCACGAGCCGUGAUCGUGUUUCGAUGCUGGGAUGCUGAGUUUUUGAUCAACGAUUGAUCCUUUGUCUGGUUUUCCGUCGUGGGUGUUUUUUAUUUUUUCGGAAUACGUUUAAAAAGUUGUAACCCCC
Molecule: messenger RNA, 328 nt
Organism: Notodromas monacha
Lineage: Eukaryota; Metazoa; Arthropoda; Ostracoda; Podocopida; Cyprididae
Source: the annotation of a GenBank genome assembly